Messenger RNA from Fragaria vesca subsp. vesca, 1325 nucleotides. RefSeq lists its product as uncharacterized. The transcript is spliced from 3 exons. The record is from RefSeq and is a predicted model, not a curated record. Gene Ontology annotation, molecular function: protein binding. NCBI's taxonomy places the organism in Eukaryota, Viridiplantae, Streptophyta, Magnoliopsida, Rosales, Rosaceae. The coding region runs from base 106 to 828 and encodes 240 amino acids.
UAUAUAUACACCUCACACCCUCGUCCCACUUCAAAAACCAGAGCUCAAGCUCAAGGUCAAGUCUGGAAAAAGUAGACCAAAAAAAUCUUCGAAUCGCUUCCAGUGAUGAAAUCAUCUGUUCUGAUCCGAACCAGUUCCAUUGGCCUCGCCGUCUCCGGCUCCCCUAGAGUCUCCCUCUCCCGCUCCGACUCUCUCUCCGGCCUCUUCUCGCCUGAGAAGACCAACGCCGCCGCGUCUCCGAGGAUCUGCCUCCAGCUCGACGUCAACAGCCGCCGCGACAGGGAGACCAUCCGGCGGGCUCUCUCCGACAGCAAUAUUCUGCGAUCGGACUCCGGUAAGGCGAGGGGCGGAAGGUCGCCGGGGAGCGGUAUUCCGGAAGCCGAGAUGGAAUUUAACGGCGGAAGCAAGACGGUGACGAACGAGAGAGAGGAGCGGAGGAAGAUGGGAGCGUAUUAUCUGGAGAUGCUCAAGUCUAAUCCCAGUGAUCCUCUCCUUCUCAGAAACUACGGCCAGUUUCUGCACGAGGUGGAGAAGGAUAUGGUGCGAGCUGAGGAGUACUAUAGCAGAGCAAUAUUGGCUAGUCCCGGAGACGGCGAGGUGUUGUCGCUGUACGGGAAGCUGAUAUGGGAGAGUCAAAGGGAUAAGGAUCGAGCCAAAUCUUACUUUAACCGGGCGGUUUCGGCCUCACCUGACAAUAGCAUGGUUUUGGGAUCCUUUGCAAGCUUCAUGUGGGAAGCAGAGGAAGACGAAGAAGAUGAUGAAGAAUUCAACAGUAACAGUACAACUGCUCAAGUCUCAUCAGCAGCUGAGCUAGUUCCAGUGUUUUAGCAUGAACUUGAUGUAUUACACUAUGUUGCGCCAAGUCACAUGAGGAUAUCGGUCUAUGAGAAAAGCCUUUUUAGCCUUCUACUGUAACACUAAGUCACUAACUAACGUGAAGAAACAAGAAAUAAAUAGCUAUGCUAAUGGAGCAUGUAGGUACGAAUCUACGUAUCUCUAUGAGCUCAAAUCUAAGCUAUAGCUAAGUACGUGGGAGAUUCUAGUCUUCAAGAGGAUAAGAGUUGGAGAGUUCAUCAAUCUCUUCUCUAUGUCAAUAUAUAUACACUAAUCUAAUGUGUGCCAUCCUGCAUAUUUUGUAUCUCUUGAGAGUGUAAACUUGCUUGGAAAAUGAUAAUAAAGUCAAAUGAUCACUUGUAUCGUGUUCAUUGAUAAAAUCUUCGCAAAGAUUAUUUAGGUUAACAGCGAUUUAAUAUGGUAAAAAUGUGACGGACCAUUUUUUUUAUUUUUUAUGUCAUUUGAUAAAAGCCCAAAAUUCAAAUCUCAUC